AUGGGGGACGAAGGCGGCGGCCGCGGCUGUGGGCCCGCUAGGGAGCUGCGGAGGCUGAAGCAGCAGGCGCUGGAGUACUACCGGGAGAACGACGUCCCGCGCAGGCUGGAAGAGCUGCUCAACUCCACCUUCUACCUCCAGCCUGCCGACGUCUACGGGCACCUGGCAAACUGCUUUUCUAAACUUGCGAAGCCACCCACCAUCUGCAAAGUGGUGGGGAAGCAUGUGCUGGACGGACUGGGGCUUCCCACCCUCCAAGUGGAAAUAUUCUGCACCAUUCAGAAUUUUCCCAAGUACAUUUGUUCUGUGAUGAUGGCGACUCACUUCGAAGUCUACGAGAACUCUGUGCCCGAGCUAGCGGAAGCAACGGAAGCAGAGAGGUUGGAUGCCGUCAGCAUUGCUGUGCGGUGGGUCAACGAAAACAUCACCCAGGAGCUUCAGGGCCUAGAGCCCUCCAACCAGGCUGAGGUGGACCAAGUGCUCAGGACAUUCUUUGAAAAUAAAGUGCAAGAAGAUAAUGAGGGAAAAGAAUUGGAAAAGAGCCUGGAAAACUCAGCAGUACACCUAUCUUCCUCUCUGAUGCCACCACCACCAACAACUCUUCCUCCUCCACCUCCGGCCAAAAAAAAAGGACAGAAGCAAGGUCGGAAGAGUACUAUCAUAGAGAAACCUAUCUCACCUCCAGAGCCUGUUGAACCUGUGCUCUGUGGCAGCAUGGCCAUAGGGGCCGUGUCACUAGCUGUCGCCAAAACCAUUGCCGUGCUGGACAGUAACCCUCUGUACUUCCAUAUCGCGUCCCUGAAGCACCAUCAGGAACAGCCAGCAAAGCUAACUAUUCCUUUGCUAAUGGUAUCUCUGGUCAGCUGUGGGAAGUCAUCGCCUGGGAAGCUGAAUUUAAUGAAAGAAGUGAUCUGCAUACCCCAUCCUGGAUUAAUGGCUAAACAAGGUGUGGAGAUGCUUAUGGAAAUUCAGAAGCAAAUAAGCAAGACAAUUGAAACGCCCCCUCCUCCAAAAGCAGAAAUGAAGAAAGGGCAUAAUGGAGGCAAAAGAGGUCAGCAGCCGGUCACUGGCAAGAUGUCCCAUCUGGGCUGCCUGACCAUCAAUUACGACACCAUAGAGCAGCCCCUGCUCACCAUACAAGGAAUCUGUGCGAACCUGGGGCUAGAACUGGGGACGAAUCUGUAUCUGGCCAUCAACUGUGCUGCGCAUGAACUGGUGGACUAUAGUAAGGGGAAGUAUGAAGUGAUGAUGGGAACAUACAAAAACACCACUGAGAUGGUUGACCUGUAUGUGGAUCUGAUCAGCAAGUUCCCUUCAAUUAUCGCCUUAAUUGAUCCUUUCAGGAAAGAGGACUCUGAACAGUGGGACAGCCUCUAUAAUGCUCUUGGUUCCAGGUGUUACCUAAUUGCGGGAAGUGCCUCCAAAAGCAUUUCCACACUUCUAAAGGAAGGCAGCAUCAGCACCCCCAAAUCCAGUGGGCGGAUCAUAAAGCACACCAAUCAAACGACGAUGUCCGACUUGGUGGAAAUAAGCAACCUCAUCGACAGUAAGAAGCACGUGGCUGUCUUUGGAAGCGCGGAAGGGGAGUCUGCAGAUGACAGCCUCGUGGACCUGGCCAUUGGACUGGGUGUCCAGUUUAUCAAGUUGGGAGGUCUUUCUCGCGGCGAACGGGUGACCAAGUACAACCGCAUUUUCACUAUAGAGGAAGAACUUGUCCAGAACGGAACACUGGGUUUCAAAGGAGAACUCACCUUUGUCCAGCUGAACGAGGAAGACGAAAAGGCUGCCGAGGAGCCGGAGGCCGCGGCUGCCGAGGCCGGUGAGCUGCCCGGGCGCCCGGAGCCCAUCUUCCCCACAGAAGUCGUAGAGGAAGCGGCCUGAGCUCGAGCGCUUCCGGACCGGGCUGUCCA
Molecule: messenger RNA, 1910 nt
Organism: Myotis myotis
Lineage: Eukaryota; Metazoa; Chordata; Mammalia; Chiroptera; Vespertilionidae
Gene: ENO4
Product: enolase 4
Exons: 14
Coding region: 1-1881 (626 amino acids)
Biological process (GO): glycolytic process
Cellular component (GO): phosphopyruvate hydratase complex
Molecular function (GO): magnesium ion binding; phosphopyruvate hydratase activity
Source: RefSeq, a predicted model, not a curated record